GGCUACAUACUUGAAGCAACAUGAGUGUCCAGCGUGUGGACGGCUUAAAAUGCACAUUGGACCCACAACACUCUGCAGUCUUCACUGCUGCUGCAUAAAAGCAAUGCCCUUUAUGAUCAAUUCAAUUCCUUUUUCUCGGAUUUCUCGACUCAAGCUCAACCUGAGAUUUUUCUUUUUUUGCCAUCCAAUUCUCUUUGCUUCUUUCGGACCAUGUCUAUUGACAUCUUUGGGUACAUCGCAGGGGGCUUGGGGAUCAUUGGCCUGAUAUACAGCGUACUGCAUUCACAGCUUCCAACGACGAAAUUGAAGAGUUUAGACGCCAUCAUUCAAGAGACGCAGGACCUUUUCCAUAAUGCCACUGAAGACGGCCUUUUCGUCAACCCUCGAUUUGUCACACAAGUGGAAGACGAACUAUUCUACUACCGCAACCAAACGGCGGAUCUUCGCACGCGGGCACUAUGUACAAAUUCUAUAUUUCAAGAAUAUAUUGAAAUGGCGCGAGGACUAUCACGCACCAUAUCUAUUGUACAUGCCAAUGUUGCAAAAUUACGAUCUUCCGUGUUGACCACUUCAGAAGAAGAAAGGAAAAGGUUGUAUGGAUCUGGUCGGCUGCGCAAUCGUAUGGCUACUCUGGCUCCCAACCAUUCUCUGGGCGGUACCACUGAAAAUUGUCAUCGCCCGAUUUCUGUAAAUGACGAUCAACGGACUCUCGUACAUAUACCUUGUGUAGCACAACAACAGGCACGUCGAAGUCGCUUUCGCUCUCGAUCAUGCCCCCCUGCGCAUGGGGAUCAUGCUUCCGUAGCGUUUCCCUCAGUUGUACUGAAUUUGCAAGAUGAUGUUCAACCCAGUCUGUCUGAGAUCCCCACACCAGUGUUUUAUGGCCCUCUACCGAACCACACUGGUUUUCUCUUAACCGCUUGGAACAAGCCGGCGUAAAUAGCAGAUUUGUCUAUUGUGAUCUGGUUUUCCGUGUUCUACACGUCCCUUCAUGUCCACACAUAUUUCUUCACACUUCACACUCCCCCCUUCAUUCAUCGCUUAUUUGUUAUAUUCCAGAGAGACCAGGGUCUCUUGAUUUGCUAUACUGAAGUUACGUUUCGGACGUUUCGGAAUAAGUCAUGUUUUCAUAUCCUUACAAGAGAAGGACUUUCGCAGUGUUUGGGCUGAAAAUGAUGUAUUUUUUCUAAUGUAAGCUUACUGCUUCCCUGGGAUUGCAUUACAUUAUCACGCUUUACAGCUCAGGACAGAGGAAUGUUAGUCAGUACAUUCGUACU
This is a messenger RNA of Serpula lacrymans var. lacrymans S7.9, 1277 nucleotides long. RefSeq lists its product as uncharacterized. The record is from RefSeq and is a predicted model, not a curated record. The transcript has 5 exons. Lineage: Eukaryota; Fungi; Basidiomycota; Agaricomycetes; Boletales; Serpulaceae. Bases 211 to 939 code for a protein of 242 amino acids.